AUGGAUGCCCAGCAAUAUCUUAGGAAUCCACCAGCGGACCAACCUACUCGUUCCAUCUUCCCAAAAGGUCCAGCGUUCAACCUUGACGACUUCUCGAAUCGCGACUUCAUAGCCAAGGACUUCAUUGAAUCCCUAACCGAGAGUGCCCAAUCCUCUAACCGCCGGUCAAACGGAGCCAAUGCACCUUUUGAUCCCAAGCCACUUAUUCGUACGUUCGAGCAGGCCUCACGACGACUUGACGAGCUUUCAGGCGAGUUGGAGCAUCGCGAGAAUGAACUUUCAGCUGCCGUGAGAAGGGCUGAAGCACAGCAUGCGAGCAAUACAGAAACAUUGGGGAGGAAACUGAAUCAGACAGUCGAGAGCUUUCAGAAACUAGACACGUCGCUAAAGUCGGAACGUGGUGAAAGAUGGGGCGGUAAUGUCGCCGUUGAAACUGGUCGCCGACUCGAAGAGUUGGAUCGGCAGAGGACAAAGGCUCUGGAUGCACAUUUUCUGAUCGAGUGCUGGGACGAAGUCAGCAAUCGAGGAGAAGUGACAUUGCUGGAGAAUCUGAGGCGGUCUGGCACAGGAGAAGGCAAGAUCAGGUCAGCAAACAUAGCCCGUCAGUUGCUACGAAUCAGCCAGAGACUCGAUCCAAAGAGUCAUGCGCAGGCCAACGGCAUCCCCAAAACAAAUGGUGAAACUCCAAACGGCGUGUCAGGAGGCAGAAACUUCAACACAAGAGAAGUUAUCGAGAAGUUUAUUGAGACCUUGGAGAACGACAUGCUCAAGCUCUUCGACGACUUCUACAGGCGGCAGAACUUUGAAGAGAUGAAGAAUUGUGCCAUUGUCCUACAAGAUUUCAAUGGCGGUGCAUCUGUCCAGGCAGCCUUCGUCAAUCAGCACCAAUUCUUCAUCGACCGAAGCAACCUGGUGACAGACGAGGUCGGCGGCGAUCAAGAGACGUGGAUGCGGUUAUCUGACCCAGACGCCGAACUCCCAGGAGUAGAGCCUGGGUUGCAGUCCUUGAUCGAUGAGGUCAAGGUUGUCGUUCAAGAAGAGUCUGCCAUCAUCAAGCGAGCAUUCCCUUACCCCGAGCAAGUACUCGGCAAAUUCGUCCAACGAGUCUUCCAACAAUCGAUACAGCAGAGGCUGGAACUCGUUCUGGAAAAGGCCGAGUCGGAGUCUACCCUGGCAUACCUGAGAUUGUUGCAAGCAGCUAGAAGCUAUAUCAGCAUCUUGGUAGACGACCUCAAAGCGCACGGUCUCACGGAACACCCAGAGUCUGUGACCUCCCAAACCAGUCAAUUGCUGGAUCAGCAGCUCGACGAACUGUUCACGCCAUACUUCGGCGGAUCGGCCUACAUCGACAAAGAGAAGCACAAUUUGCAGGAGCUGUACAAGUCACUCUUAUUCAAGUUCGAGCUUUUCCACUCUCGACGACAAAAAGAGCCCAAAACAUACCUCGCCUCAUUACGAAACCGUGGUCAAGAACUUCUAGCGUCCGCCAGAGAAGCGACGGAUGCAUAUGUGAAAAGUCUCGACCUAGAGAAAAUGUCACCCACGCAAAAGAGAAUCCUCCUAUCUGUUGCCGGUCUCAACAACACCGACAAGGCCCAACCAGACGUCGAGCUCUCCGAGGCAGACGGACGACUGAACGUUGUGUUCGCCAAAAGAAUGCUCAAAUGGCUCGCCGAAGGAGUCAGACGAGGUCUCGAACUCGGCGGCGGCUCAGAAACGCCAAAGGACGUAGCAGCACUUUUGAACCUAAUACUGAAAAAUCUGAUAGAACUAUAUGUCGAGGUCGCCCUUGAGGCUGCCGCAGACGCCGCAUCUUCCGCCGAAUACGCCAAAAGAGAUCCGGACUUGUCAUACCUCGCGAGUCUACGAACAGCCGUACACAUAACGCACCUGGUCCAAAGCUGCAUCAACACGCUUCUCAUCCCGUUGGCGAGCACGAGCUUGACCACGCGCCGAGAUAUGGAGAAGAACACACGCACGGCCGUUGCGAGGAUCGAAGACCAAAUCAACACCAUCGAGCAGCAGACCAUAGACGGCGUGCUCAAUUGGACAUCAAGACUCCUUUCCAACCAGAGUCGAACCGAUUUCCGGCCGCGAGCCGAGACCGAAGCCAUAUCCCUCGAACAAGCCCAGUCACCAACCUGUGACAGCGUGUGCAGAUUUCUCGGCUUGUUCCACGACACGGCAUCGCAAUCCUUCGACGGUGCCAAUCUCAGUGUUCUCCUCACUGAGGUCGCCGUCGGCUUCCGCGCACAGCUCCUGCAGCAUUUCACAAAGUACCAGGUCAACCGGAUUGGUGGUGUCAUGCUCGCCCGAGACAUGAGCCGAUACGUUCAGAUGCUGAGGUCUUGGGGUUUAGACGACACUUUCAAGGCCAGUCUCGAGGUGUUGACCGAAUUGGCCAGUAUUUUCGUCUUGCUUCCCGAUGCACUGAAGGAGAGGUUACGAGGACAAGUGCUCGGUAAUCUGGGCAAGGAGAAUCUGAGGCCGUACUUGCUCAAGCGGGAUGACUACAUGGAGGUCGGCAUGCAGAGUCUACUUCAUUCGCUGUGA
Exophiala viscosa is the source of this 2553-nucleotide messenger RNA. RefSeq names its product exocyst complex component Sec10-like protein. The record is from RefSeq and is a predicted model, not a curated record. The transcript has a single exon. Bases 1 to 2553 code for a protein of 850 amino acids. Gene Ontology annotation, biological process: Golgi to plasma membrane transport; exocytosis. NCBI's taxonomy places the organism in Eukaryota, Fungi, Ascomycota, Eurotiomycetes, Chaetothyriales, Herpotrichiellaceae. Gene Ontology annotation, cellular component: exocyst; cytoplasm.